GUAAAAGAGUUCAAAUAUUAUGAAUUUGAAAGAAAGUAAAAGAGUUCAAACAUUAUGUCGCUUGUCUCCUUCGUUCGCUUCGUGUGUAAAAUAUUUAAAAUUGAACAAUGGGAGAUGUAUUACUGUGUUCUCGGCCGGCAACAAGCUUCUUCAUAUCAUGGAAAAUUACAAAAUAAUUGUGAGUUUUUUAUAAAGUUGUUUGUAGUUUUAGUUUAUUGUAUUUUGUUUGUAGACUUCGUAGACUAUUUGAAGUAUCUAUUUUAAUAUUUAAAAAUUUUCAAUAGCCUUUGAAUGAAGAAGAAAUAAAUGUAUAAUUCUCACUAUAAACAAACCUCAAAUUAAAAGCAAAAAAUUUUUAAAACAUUCUAAAAUUUUUAUACUGUGCUGGGUGGUUAUAUUACUACCUUAAAAAAUAAGCAGAAACUCAACGUUUCGAGACGAAGGGCCUUCGCUCGAAACGUUGAGUUUCUGCUUAUUUUUUAAGGUAGUAAUAUAACCACUCAGCACAGCAUUUCCACAUUGGUACUACCUACACUGGUACAGACAGUUUUAAAUUUUUUAUAGCAAGUGGUGUGUACCCCCCCUGAAAAUGCCAACCCUUCGGAAUGAUUGACUAGUCAGACUGAACAGUUAGUUCAAUAGAGCUCCAGUUGAUACAAUGAACAAUGAAAUUAUAAUCAGGCAACUCCACAAGAUUGGUUUAAUUCUUAUCUGAUUGAUGGGGGGGGAGGUAUGUUUGACAUUGCAAUCUUCAACCACUAUAAUCAAGCUCACAAUUACUGAGCUAACUUCUGCGACAAGAACUAACAUGAGCUAACUUCUAGACAAGCCUAUGUGCAAACUGUGUUGCUUGUGGUUUUCUGAUUUGUAUGCAUGAGACUAGCCUGCUGCCUCAACCCAGAUUUUUUAAAAACAAUUUUGGGUUGAGGCUGCAUCCAUGCUAAAUUGAAACUGGUCUGUUCUUUUGUUCUAGUUUAUAAUAAAUGUGGGAAGUUGUGUAUUGAAAGUCCUUGAUUAUGUUGACGAGAGAAAUGAACUAUGGGUUGUGACCAAAGAUGGUAAACUGUGGGCUAUUCCAAUAUCAUUACAAGCAAAUGAACAGUUAAGUGCACUAGCCUAGUACUUACAUAUUUCGGGCAUUUUGCUCCUUUCGGCAUAGUUAAGUUGCCAUACUUCGCGCCGCUGUUCUUGCAUAUUGUGUCGUUCCAGAAAAGAUCCACACUCCCCCCAUGGAGGAAAUUUCUGCCGUCCGGAGGGGGAGGGGAGAAAAAAUUGUUUCUGAUAAUAGUAAAUAUGUGUAUCAGGACAUCUGAAGGGGGUAGGGGGGUUAACUUCCUAUUUCCUCCGUGGGGGUGGUAUGGAUAUUUUCUGCAAUGACCCAUUGUUAUUUUGGUGCCAUAUUGCAUUAGUAGCUGUUUGUCUAUUUUAUUAUAUAUUUGCGUUUUAUGAGUAAACUUCAAUAUUUGCGUGUGUUUAUAAGUUAUUUGGUAAACUUUAAGAGCAAUAUUUGAAGGUUUAACAAAAAAAAAGUGCCUGUGUUCUUUUUUUUUCAAAAUUCGAACGAGAAACUACUAAUUUUUUUUUACUUGGCCUUAUAAGCAUGGGAAUGAUAGUCUUAUGCAUAUUUGCCUGCAAAUAUUAGGUUGAUAAAGAACCUGGUUAACCCAUCAAAGUUCAGCCACCUUGUUUGGCCACCACAAGAUUUUAUUUAAAUUAGAAUAUACAGCUGCAAUAAAUAUCAUGUCUACAGGUUAUUUGAGCAGGCUUGCCUGGUACAAAUUUGAGUAACAUUUGGGAGGGGGAAAGAAACUAGUAUGUGCAUUUUGAGAUGAAAUUCAUGUGCAUGAAGGUUAUAAUGAAAAGGUGUUUUUAGAACAAAACAGCAAACAAGUUAUCAGGCAACAAAAGCAAGUCCAAACCAUGAAAUAUUUGCUGAACUGUUAGGUGAUAAUCCCCAUUCUUCAGAAGACCAAACACAAAAUGUUACAGUGUUUAGCAAUAUUCAUCAAUGUUCUGAUGGUCAUGUGAUAUACUGGGAGGCAGGCCUCCGGGAUGUAGUCAUAGGCCAACAUCAUAUCAUAACAUGUUCUAGCAAUGAUGGUGAUCUUAGACUUACUGUCUAUCCUUGGAAUGAACAAAAUGAUGCAAGAAAACGAGAAAUAGCAUCAAGCUUCUUAUACCAAACCUUAAUGGCUAGAGAUGCAUUUAACCAUGUCAACAACAAUGUGGCAACAUUACUCUAUGUAUCACCAAGUGAGCAACUGUCAUCCAAGUGUGCCAACAGUACACUAAACCAGCUGCUCUUUAGCUUGUUAUUUAGUAGCCAAUCAGGCGGCAACUGUCCAAUUGUCCUUGUUGGACUCCGAAGUGGAUUGGUUGGAUACAUACAUGUUGGCGCCAAGAAUCAGAAUCCAAGAAAUCCAACAUUGUAUCAUUUAGAACAACCUGUUCUAUCCAUAUUCCCAGUCUGUCGAAAGCCCCCGUCACCCAAGGGUGUUAACCCAGACUUCACACCAACUGGUGAUACGCUCUGCAUACUUGGAACUUUGGGAAAACUAGUCCUAAUAACCCAAGACAACUCAAAAGGAUUGCCAGAUAGCACUGUGGUCCGAGAGUACCAUGUACCUGGUCCUAUUGUAUGUACAGCUGUCAGUAACAAUCUUUGCACUUUGUUUUAUUCAACACUAAAAGAGGUGUAUGUAGUGCAACUUGGAUUGAAAACAGAAGCCAAGAAUGGGGAUAAAGAUACCUCUGAACUUCAUCUUCCUUCUUCAUUGUCACCCACAACCCUCAAUAUUCCGAAGGUACUCGCAUUAUCCAUAGGUGAAGCUAAUUCUAUGAUUUGUGUGAAGACUGAUGGACGGGUCUUGCUUGUUCCACAACCAUUGGCCGAAGGAAUGUCACAAUCUUCCUCAUCCAGUGGUGAUCAGAUUAAAAAGAAUUUAGGAGAAAUCCACGAGAAAGCAUCUCAAGUGAAAAACCUCCGUGAUGAAAUUCGCCAGCUUGAUGAAGUCAUAAAACAGUUGAACAGUGUAACGCAAGUACUAUGUGAGAUUCUAAGAAACCGAGAACCUCCGAAGGAAACAACUUUCCAAGAAUCUGGGAUUUCCUUCAAAGUCGGUGUGGAUUAUGAAGCUCAAGGGACGAGUCUUAACCCGCGUGUUAUUCUGAGAUGCGAUCUCACGAACUCUACAAAGUUUCCAUUUUCACUAAAUUGGUCGUUAGUGGUCCAAGUUGACACCUCACAACCGUGGUUUAAUGAAGACUGUUCCGUUCGAGCCACCAUGAAUCAUUCGGUAUCGCUGAGUUCGGCUUCAUCACAUCACAUUUCAAUACCUAUGGAAGAUACAUUGUCUUACCUAACUCCCAUACAAGUAUCAUGCUAUAUUUGCUUUGGUUUAAAGGAAUUACUCCCAGUGUUCCUCAGGGACUGUGAGCCGGCCCUUGCUGAAGAAGGGUUUAGCGUGCUCGUCUCCAGAACAGAAAUGAAUAUUCUUCAUUUUCUACGAAAGCAGGAUACCUGUUCAUCAGUCACGCAUCAGCAGAUACACCCAACUCGUUUGCUACACAGCAUUUUGAAAAGCAUAAAUACAACAUGGUCACCUAAUAAAGUGUCAGAACCAGUUCAAGAAAAGUCCCCUGAAUUUUCUACAUUUUCAAUCGAGCUUUCGAAAGAAGCUGUUGAUUCAAUUCAAACGCGAGUCCAAGAUAUACAGCUUGGUAAAGAUAAUACCGAAUCUUCUCUGAAACCGAAGCCUAGCAGCCCCAACCAUGGAGAAAGCAAAGAUAACCUUCCCUCUCAAGAAGCAUGCGUGUUACACUUCAUACUUCAUGGUUCAAGAAGACAUCUAUAUUGUGAUGACAUGAAGUAUCCAGGUGGUCACGUGGUGGCAAGAACGCCCGAUGAAGAAGUGGUGAAGUUUCAGGUGGUGGAUCAAGUAGGGACAACACAGGGUAUCGAGGGUCUUGAAGUACGUGUACAUACAUCAUCUCAGGCAUUAGGAUGUUCCAUUCACUCCUCAUUGUUGAAAGUACUUAAGGUAGGUCUGAAUAGUUUGUUUGGGGGAUUCUGUACGCAAGAAAUAGACUGGUGGAUAAAAUGACAAGUUCUGCGAUCGGGGUUUGAUUCCUGCAGUACACAGUUUUCAGAUCUUUAUUUCAUAUCAGUGUACUCUGGGUGCCGAGGUUUUCUGGUAUCAGGCGAGGUUUAUAGAAGAGAGCUUCCAAACAACGUGGGCUUUCUCCAGGCACUCUGGUUUCCUCCCUAAGUAACACUGGAGAAAUGAGCUGUUGGCUCUACUGAACCUCAAAGGAAAACAGUUGACUUUUGAAGAAGUGAUUGACCAGUCCAGUACUAUAUCCUUGCGAUGCACUUUCGUGACUUACAAUAAAUGCAUCUCAAUAUAUUUGAACUAACGAUUUUUUAAUUCGAGUCUCCUUCGUUUCCUAGCCUAUCCUACAAAGAACUCCUGAGCAGAGUGCAAGUGUUCCAGUGGGGGGAUUGCAGAAACAGCUAAUUAAGUUGAAAGUAAGGCUGAAAAGAUCCACUGUUUUAUAGAUUUGAUCCGUUUGAAAAAUUUGGAACAAAGCAUGAUUUAUUGGUCUUGCUCUUACUUUGGGUUGAUCAAAGCUUACUACUAGAUUGAAUUUGUCGAUCCGGUAUCCGUCAACAAUGAAGAUAAAUUCAAUCCAGUCAGCUUGGAUCAAGCAAAGGUGGGAAGAAGCCCAAUGAACUAUGUUUAGCAGAAGAAUACAUACACCCACUGUCCCAAACCCUCCACAGUCCCAAACCCUCCACAGUCCCAAACCCUCCACAGUCCCAAACGCUCCACAGUCCCAAAACCACGAGUUUCGGUGGCAUAGAGAACAGUGACAUUCCGAUCACUGGAUCGUGACUGGAUAGUACCAUUGCUAUGCACUUAUAAUAAGUUAUUGAGUUUUGGUGUCAUUUUCUUUAGGAAUUGCAAACGUCGUUAGACCUAGCAAGGCCUUCAUUUCAGAGCGAGGAAUCCAUAGAAGAAAAUACUACACGUGAUAGAAGCAUACAAAAAUUGAUAAGUAUUUAUAGUGAACUUCGCAAAAUACCCAUAAUUAUACCAUAGCUAUUAAUCGUAGUUCUAAUUCACCAUUCUUUAAAUUAACAUGACAACUGCGUAAGCUACUGUAGUUCGUUAUAGUUCACAUUGUUUUCAUAAUCAAUGCCUUAGAGGUAGAUUAUUCAUAUCAUUAAUUUAACAAAUCAUUAGCACAAAACACAAAGAAACACCGUAUGGAUACCACAGUAUUACAUAUGUAUUAACAAAUGUUUCUUUCAAUACUUGAAAAGCUAUAUCAUAUGUUCAAGUCAUGAUCUAUGAGAGAGCUUAAACAGUCAACGUUUUUGCCCAUUACAGAUGGCAACAAACAUUCUUGGUUAAAUUUAAAAUUGAAAACAAACACCAAUUUAGACAGUUUCAGGUUCGUUAUACCAACCAAGCUUGCAAAAACAUGGCAUGUUUAUUCUCUAUAUUACUACAUUUUUCUACACGGUGAUGAAAGAAAUUUUCGCAACUUAUAUAGUAUGAAAAUAUUGUGACCUUGGGGAAAUUUACUUUGGACCACCACAAAUGACAAUAGGACUUCGCCAAAUUAUCACAGCAAUUGUAAUACACUACUCCAGUACUUUAUUAUAUUAAUAUUCUGAAUGACUUAGUUAUACUGUAUUGUUCCUACUAGUAACUAGGAUAUGGGGCUUGAUAGCUAGUGGGGUAUUGUCCUGAUGCGCUAUAAUCAUAUACCCCUGCAGGGGGUUGCUGGGGGUAUGUUCCCCCACCAGCAGUUCUCGAAUACGGAUUGGUCCCUGUGGUUCCCCCUGUAUUUCCAUAUCCUCCUGAUGGGUAACCUGAUUCACUUCCGCCAAUAUACACCUGGGCCUGGUUUGGACCAGCGUAAGAUUGUGUAGGUGCCGAGACACUUGGGGCUCCACCCCCUGUGCCAUUACUGCUGGGUUGGUAGGUAUACCCUUGGGAAUAUGUCUGGGAGGUGGGGGCAUAACUGUUUUGGUUGUAUGCUGAAUUAGUUGGUUGUGUAGGUUGGACAUGGGUAGGUGGGGCCUGGGUAGGGGGAACUUGGUUAGGUACAGAUUUCUGGGGAGGUGGGGUAGAUCUUGGGGAAGGAUUGAAAGCUGGAUUAUUACUUGGAUAAGGUGCUUGUGUUGUAUUGCUUAAACUUGACGCUUGAUAUUGCUGACUUAUUGCUGGAGUUAUGUCACUUGUUGGUUGCCCAUUGUAUAUGACUUGCUUACCUAAAAAAUA
Messenger RNA from Paramuricea clavata, 6293 nucleotides. The record is from the annotation of a GenBank genome assembly. Lineage: Eukaryota; Metazoa; Cnidaria; Anthozoa; Malacalcyonacea; Plexauridae.